AUGGGGCUCAGAGAAGCAGUUUUGUUAGGAUCUGUGCUUCUCUUCUCAUGUGGGAAUCUUCGUGUAGCCUCACAAAACUGGUUUAACUUCAGCACCAAUGAGACUCUGAAACAAAUCCCACAAGAGGAAGCGACAGCGAUCUUACAGCUGCCGAGAUCACCGCAGACCACAGACCAUCAGUCAAACCGGACAGGACAAGGUGAUGCGCACCGCUUUCCUGUCAGCUACCGGCUCAGGAGCUACCAGCUCAGGAGCCCAGCUGUCAGCAAGCAGAAACCGGCCCGGCCUCUCAUGGAGCACAUGCAAACUUUUCAAAACCCUGAGAGAUCAGAGGCCAGAAAGCUGACCUCAGAGCAGCUGGAGCUGAGGGAAACUGUCCUUGCUCCAGAGUUGUUAAAAGGCCCAGAUCUGAACCCUCCUGUCAAGCAGGAAUCCAAAGUGCUGGUGAAGAUAGAGCAGCAGGUGCCUGUGCCAGCUGACAGCGUGGCAGUGCGCUGCGGUGAAGGAGAAGUCACCGUAGAGGUCAAGCAGAACUUCCUAGGAAACGGUCAGUUGAUCCGUCCCAGUGAUCUGACCUUAGGAGGCUGCGCUGCGCUAGACGCCGCUGACCACAUCCUGCACUUCCAGACAAAGUUACAGGGCUGCGGCAGCACAAUGACGAUGACCGAAGACGCCCUCAUAUACGCCUUCUCCCUGAUGUACUCUCCAACACCCAUUGCCAACACCUUCAUUUUCAAGACCAACCAAGCUGAGGUGGUAAUUGAAUGCCACUAUCAAAGGAGGCAUUAUGUGAGCAGCGACGCCGUGAGGCCUACCUGGAAGCAGUUCGCCUCAGACAUGCUAGCAGAGCAGCAGCUGCACUUCUCCCUACGUCUCAUGACAGAGGACUGGCAGUCGCAGAGGCCUUCCAGUGUUUACUUCCUGAGUGACGUGAUGCACAUUGAGGCGGCGGUCCUCCAGGGUCACCACGUUCCACUGAGGGUCUAUGUGGACAGCUGUGUGGCCACUGCGAGCCCCGACCCCAGUUCCCAACCCAGAUACCCCUUCAUCAGUAACCAUGGGUGUUUAACUGAUGCUAAGCUGACAGGAGCCAAGUCUUACUUCAUGCAGAGGAGCCAAGAGGAUAAACUUCAUUUCCUGCUGAAAGCCUUCAGGUUCAACCAAGAUCACAGGAAUUCACUCUACAUCACGUGCCAUCUGAAAGCAACAACGGUCUCUGUUCCUGUCGACUCGCAACGCAAAGCGUGUUCAUUCCUGACUGAGGCGAACAGAUGGGUGGCAUCAGGUGGAGACAAUAAGGUGUGUAGCUGCUGUGAAACCAGCUGCAGUGAGCGGAGAUGGAAAAGAAGCCUGGCAGCAGAUGCUGUGGAAGGUCUUCCUCUAGAUCUGCAGUGGGAGGGGACGGCUGCUCUGGGCCCCAUCCUGCUGGAGGAGCUGAUGGAGGUGUCGGAGCUUCCCCCAGAGCCGGUCUCUCUGCUCCAGACACAUGAAGUGAUUCAAGCAGCUUUUUAUCCAUCGAUAGCCCUGCUGUGUGGAGUGGGUGCAGCACUGGCCGUGGUGUUGCAAGUUUUUAUGGGUGCUGUCAUUUGCAGCAGGCUACGCAAGCCAACUGGACACGCUGUUUAUACCUGA
Molecule: messenger RNA, 1632 nt
Organism: Seriola dumerili (greater amberjack)
Lineage: Eukaryota; Metazoa; Chordata; Actinopteri; Carangiformes; Carangidae
Product: zona pellucida sperm-binding protein 3-like
Exons: 11
Coding region: 1-1632 (543 amino acids)
Biological process (GO): positive regulation of acrosome reaction; egg coat formation; binding of sperm to zona pellucida
Cellular component (GO): extracellular matrix
Molecular function (GO): acrosin binding
Source: RefSeq, a predicted model, not a curated record